Molecule: messenger RNA, 1435 nt
Organism: Cuscuta campestris
Lineage: Eukaryota; Viridiplantae; Streptophyta; Magnoliopsida; Solanales; Convolvulaceae
Source: the annotation of a GenBank genome assembly
GGCUAAUCCCUCUGCCAGGCUAUGUAUUCUACUACUACCCUACUGUGUAAUCGUUAGCCAUGAGCCCAUGACCACACAUUCUCCACUCUCCAAAUUCACUUUCUUUCUCAACAAACACAAACUAAAGUAAACUACACAUGGGUUUAACCGAUCGCCGCCUGAAAAUCAUUGCCGGAGCCGACUCCUUUGGCUCCGACCUCAAGGACACUCUGGUGGCUCAGCUCCGCGCCUCCAACGUUGAUGUGGAAGACCUGGGCACGGACAAGUACUACUCUGUCGGUGAAACGAUCGGGCGGCGCGUCAGUCAGGCUCUGUCGACCUCCGAUCCAUCUGCGGAGGAGAUCCGAGGCCUCGUUGCCUGCGGCACCGGCGUCGGAGUCUCCAUCUUCGCCAACAAGUUCCCCGGCGUGUACGCCGCCACCUGCCUCACUCCCGGCGAGGCAAUCAACGCCCGUUCGAUCAACAAUUGCAACGUCCUCGCCGUUUCCGGCAUGAACACCUCCCCUGACCUCGCUUCUCAGAUCCUCGAUUCCUUCCUCAAUACUCCGUUCAAAUCCCCCUGCCCCGCCUCCGGAUCCGGCCCCUGGCCCUCAGACAUCCAGUCCUUUCUAGACAAUUCCAUCGCCGAAAUGUCAAAAAUCGGAACUCAACACCAAACACAACCGUCCCCAAAUUCUGAAACCCCGUGUAGGGUUUGCUCCCUGGUGAAGGACCGGGAAUUCGACCCGGUUCAGAUCAUGCCGGGCGGGUCAAUGACCGUGGUGAGGGAGACCCCGACUUCCGCCUUUGUGAAGUUCAAAGCCGGGAGUGUCGAACCGGCCCACCACCACACCUUUGGCCAUGACUUGGUGGUGCUGCAGGGAAGGAAAAGGGUGUGGAACCUGAGCAAAGGGGGGGAGAAAUUCGACUUGGGUGUGGGGGAUUACCUCUUCACCCCGGCUGGGGAUGUCCAUAGAGUGGAGUAUUUGGAGGACACAGAGUUCUUCAUCAAGUGGGAGGGGAAGUGGGACAUAUUCCUGGAUGAGGAUCUUGAUGCUGCCAUUGCUGCAAUCCAUGGUAAAGCACAGUGAGAAUUAUUAUUCCAUCAGUUUAUGAAAGGGGAAGAAGAAUUGUUACCAUCAGAGCUUAAGCCCUUGCAGUUUGCUUCAAACACUUGAUUGUGUUUAUUUCCUCUGUGAGUGUGUGAUCCAUUGUGCCUUUGUCAAUGUAUUAUAUUACAUGUGUUAUUUGUGAGUUCCUUUGUAGUAAUACAAAUUAUAUAUACAAUUGUAGACAACUUAUGGAAUGUGUAUGCUUGAGAAUUUUCUCCACUGCUCUUGUGUUAUUUAUUUUUUGCACAUUAUGAAAAACCCCUAUCGUUUGAAUUACCUUUGCUCCUUGUUACUCUGUAGUCUGUACUCUCAAGUCAUUUGGGCAAUAAUGCUUUAUUGACAUA